GUCUUUGUCUCUUUGGCUAUAUAUACAUUGUGUGAACAGAACACACAACACACUACUUAGUUUUCUUUGCGUUUAGGUUUUGUUUUCAGACAACAAUGGCUGGGACUGGAUUGUUUGCAGAGAUUAUAGAUGGAGAAGUCUACAAAUACUACGCUGAUGGAGAGUGGAAGACUUCUUCCUCUGGUAAGAGUGUUGCCAUCAUUAACCCGGCUACAAGGAAGCCACAGUACAAGGUUCAAGCAUGCACGCAAGAAGAAGUGAACGCGGUGAUGGAGAUGGCGAAAUCUGCUCAGAAGUCGUGGGCGAAGACUCCUCUUUGGAAAAGAGCUGAGCUUCUUCACAAAGCUGCUGCGAUCCUUAAAGAUAACAAAGCUCCCAUGGCUGAGUCUCUUGUCAAGGAAAUCGCUAAACCCGCCAAAGAUUCUGUUACUGAGGUUGUUAGGUCUGGAGAUUUGAUCUCUUAUUGUGCUGAAGAAGGUGUUAGGAUCUUAGGUGAAGGGAAGUUUCUGCUAUCUGAUAGUUUCCCCGGUAAUGACCGUACUAAGUACUGUCUCACUUCCAAGAUUCCUCUUGGUGUGGUUUUGGCUAUUCCUCCAUUCAAUUAUCCGGUCAAUCUCGCUGUAUCAAAGAUCGCUCCGGCUUUGAUCGCCGGGAACUCCCUUGUCCUCAAACCUCCAACUCAAGGAGCUGUUUCUUGUCUUCAUAUGGUACAUUGCUUUCACUUAGCCGGUUUCCCUAAAGGACUUAUCAGCUGCAUCACUGGAAAGGGAUCUGAGAUUGGCGAUUUCCUCACUAUGCAUCCUGCUGUUAACUGCAUUAGUUUCACGGGUGGUGAUACCGGAAUCUCAAUCUCUAAGAAAGCUGGUAUGAUCCCUCUUCAAAUGGAACUUGGAGGUAAAGAUGCAUGCAUUGUCUUGGAGGAUGCUGAUCUUGACUUAGUUGCUUCCAACAUCAUCAAAGGAGGAUUCUCUUACAGCGGUCAGAGGUGCACUGCGGUGAAGGUGGUACUAGUGAUGGAAUCAGUGGCAGAUGAACUUGUUGAGAAAGUGAAAGCUAAAGUGGCGAAACUCACGGUUGGACCGCCUGAAGAUAACUCCGAUAUCACAGCCGUGGUAUCGGAAUCUUCAGCUAAUUUCAUUGAAGGAUUGGUGAUGGAUGCUAAGGAGAAAGGAGCAACGUUUUGCCAAGAGUAUAAAAGAGAAGGUAACUUGAUUUGGCCGUUGCUUUUGGACAAUGUUAGACCGGACAUGAGAAUCGCAUGGGAGGAACCAUUCGGUCCUGUUGUGCCUGUCUUGAGGAUCAGUUCUGUUGAAGAAGGGAUCAAUCAUUGCAAUGCUAGUAACUUUGGCCUCCAGGGAUGUGUAUUCACUAAAGACAUCAACAAGGCCAUACUGAUCAGUGAUGCAAUGGAGACAGGAACCGUUCAGAUCAACUCUGCACCAGCUCGUGGACCGGACCACUUCCCUUUCCAGGGACUUAAGGAUAGUGGAAUAGGAUCACAAGGUGUGACAAAUAGCAUCAAUUUGAUGACUAAAGUGAAGACCACUGUCAUUAACUUGCCAACACCUUCUUACUCUAUGGGUUAGUAUCCCUUUUUUCUAUAAUGUCCAUCAUCUUAGAACCAAAUCAAAUCAAAUCCGUCGUGUUUGUAUCGGAUUAAAUCGAAAACUGCGAAUAAAAGGGAGUGAUUAGUGUAACUAUGUAUUAUGGUUUGUAAGCUUUUAUGUAACCAAAUAAGAGGAUAUUAUGGAAAGAUGAGUGAGAGAGCUUUGGUUGUGUUGUGUUUUUAUAACAGGGGACGGUUUCAUCUCACGACUGUGAUGUUUCGAGCACACAAAGAUCCAUUUGAUAAAUCUUUGGUUAAUGGUUAUAACUUGAAAUAAUUUUGUUUU
Molecule: messenger RNA, 1892 nt
Organism: Capsella rubella
Lineage: Eukaryota; Viridiplantae; Streptophyta; Magnoliopsida; Brassicales; Brassicaceae
Product: NADP-dependent glyceraldehyde-3-phosphate dehydrogenase
Exons: 9
Coding region: 96-1586 (496 amino acids)
Molecular function (GO): lactaldehyde dehydrogenase (NAD+) activity
Source: RefSeq, a predicted model, not a curated record